AAGGAGGAGGAAGAGGAGGAGGAGGAGGAGGAGGAGGAAAUAAUGUGAAAUGAAAGCGGUCCCUGAACGUCUCACUGACCACCUGUUGAUCCAGGACUGUCCCCGGCUCCGUCCCCGGCUCCGUCCCCGCGGGCCUGGACCCGUGUCCCCGCCGCGGUGUCAUGACUUCCCCCCGGCGGUGACUGAGUGAAAACAGUCCGCAUCACACGGAGCCUCGUCCGGCUUCAGUGGACCGGUGUUUUGCUUUAAUUCAUCCACAUUCACGGGCGGAAGCUCCGGGAAGGGUUACCGAGCACGGCGCCCUCUCCCCCCGCAGCUCCGCAGGGUGGCACCGCUGUCAUCUCGGCUUCUUCGCCGUGCGUGGACGACGUGGAGGCGGAUCGACACUAACCCCCCGCAGCCUCCGUGAACCAGCGCCGUGUUCUGCCUUCAUAUUUCCGGCGGUUGUUGGAUGUUUAGCUAGCAGCCGCAGAGGCGGGAAGACGCUCGCCCUCCGCCGGGCACCGCCGCUGGGUGGCACCGCCGCUGGCUCCGGUCCAGCCGGUGUGAUGCGUCCUCUUCUGGGCUGAGUCACGUCACUUUCACGCGGAAAACGGAGCUGAAAUCUCGGCACCGUUAGCAGCAGCAGCAGCAGCAGCAGCAGCCCGUGUUUAGCUUCAGAAGCUCCGGGACUCACACACCGAGCCCGGCGACCGACGCCGCGGCGACAUGAACGUCCUCGGCGGGAGAAUUCUCUAGAAGCCUGGGGUCACUUAGCUCUGGGUCAGGACUGGACCUGGUUCUCCUCGACUGUGUGGCUGUGUGUGCGGGGAAGACAUGGCCGACUCCGGCCAGGGCAAAGCGGCGGAGCCUGAGGCCGCGGACAGCCGGACAGCGAGCUCCGUGGCCGUGAAGAAGCGGGCCCAGCAGUCUCCGGGGUCCCGGGCCCAGCAGUCUCCGGGGUCCCGGGCCCGGUACCAGAGCUCCGCUCCGGGUCACUGCUUUAAGAAAGUGACUCUGACCAAACCCACGUUCUGUCACAGCUGCAGUGACUUCAUCUGGGGCCUGGUCGGCUUCCUGUGUGAGGUGUGUAACUUCAUGUGUCAUGAGAAAUGCCUGAAGACGCUGCAGUCUGUUUGUUCCUGUGUAGCGCCCUCUGCUGUCCAGGUGCCUGUGGCUCACUGCUUCGGUCCCGCGGGUCAGAAGAAACGUUUCUGCUGCGUCUGCAGGAAACAGACGGAGGGACACGCGGGGGAGCUGCGGUGUGAAGUGUGUGAGCUGCACGUCCACGCUGACUGCGCCGCCUUCACCUGCGCUGACUGUCGCCGCUCUCACCUGGACGGGAGCGUGGAGCAGCUGAGAGGUGAGAUGGACUUCCUGUCGCUGCAGGACACGUUCCACCACCACUGGAGGGAGGGGAACCUGCCGUCAGCGGCGCGGUGCGAGGCGUGUCGCCGCUCCUGCGCGUCCUCCGACGUCCUGACGGGGAUGCGGUGCGAGUGGUGCGGCGUCACGAGCCAUGCAGCGUGUUACCUCAGCGUGCCACCAGAGUGCGCACUAGGGCGCCUGCGUCACAUGAUGCUGCAUCCGACCUGCGUCCGCCUCGACUCCAGGAACUUCAGAAAGAUGCAUCUUUACUGCAUCACAGAGAACAACAGCCACGAGCCGCUGGAUCAUUUUGACGAUGUUGACGUGUCGUCUGCUAAAGACGCUCAACCGCUCGCUGUGGAGUCAGGUAAACAGCUGAAGGUGUUUGACGGUGAUGACGCCGUCAAACGAAGCUGCUUUCGUCUCGUCUCCGUUUUGCGAGCGACGAAGAACGAGGACGUCGUGGAGGCAGCGCUGCGGGCCUUCUACCUCCCCGACGACCCUCAGGACUACGAGCUGCACGAGGUGGGCGGUCUGCAGCGUCUCCAUAGCGACGACGUCCUGAACCGUAACAGCGGUCCCGACAACAGGACUCCUCUGAAGGACGGAGGAGACGGCGCGUGGAUGCUACGAGCUAAACGCCGCGACGCCGAGGUCGUCCAGGUGUACACCGGCUGGCCCAGGUCGGGUGCAGAUUUUGUCGUCGUCUCUGUCUCUCAGGACAGCACGGCAGCGUCUGUCCUCGCUGAGGUCCUCAGUCAGACGGACAUGAAGGACGAGGACGUGUCCAAAUUCAGUCUGCAAGAAGUCUACAUGAGCAGCAAGCAAGUGCAGAGACAGACGCUGACACCUCAGGAGAAGAUUCUGGACAAACUGCAGGACAUCAGGAAGACGUCCCUGCGUCAGAUGAACCAGACUCGCUUGUACGUGGUGGACAACAGGAAGUGGGCGGUGCAAGUGGACCUGUUGAUUGUAGGACUGCCCCCCCUGCUGGCCAGAGACGAGUACGUCCAACUGAUGGAGGAGCAUCUGACCAUCAAGAGUCACCUGAUCACCGUCAGCCACGUCUACCCCAGUCAAGGUGCAGUGGUGCUGCAGGUGUCGUGUUUCUCUGAAGCAGAAAGAAUCUUCAUGUUGGUCAAAGACACGUCGGUCAGUGAUAAGACUCUGACGUGUGUCGUCGUCCCCGUGAUCAUGCACAGGAAGCUGGCUGCAGAAGUCUGCCCCCUGCUGGUGUUUGUCAACUCAAAGAGUGGAGGUCUGAAGGGCCGGGAGCUUCUCUACAGCUUCCGGAAGCUUCUGAACCCUCACCAGGUGUUUGAUGUUAAUAAUGGAGGACCACUGGCUGGCCUCCACACCUUCAGAGACGUCCCCAGGUUCCGGGUUCUGGUCUGUGGUGGUGACGGGACGGUGGGCUGGGUGCUGGGAGUCCUGGAGGCGGUCCGACACAAGCUGGUCUGUCGGGAGCCGCCCAUCGGCAUCGUGCCUCUGGGGACAGGGAACGACUUGGCUCGGGUUCUGCGCUGGGGGCCGGGCUACAGCGGCGAGGACCCGUACCACAUCCUGGUCUCUGUGGACGAGGCGGACGAGGUCCUGAUGGACAGAUGGACCAUCCUGCUGGACGCACAGGACAUGAGCGAGGACGGCAAGGACAGCGGCUUCCUGGAGCCGCCCAAGAUCGUUCAGAUGAAUAAUUACUUUGGUUUGGGUAUUGAUGCUGAGCUCAGUCUGGACUUUCAUUUGGCCAGAGAAGGUGAACCAGGAAAGUUCACCAGCAGGUUCCAUAACAAAAGUGUGUAUGUGAAGGUGGGUCUGCAGAAGAUCAGCUCCACCCGCAGUCUCCACAAGGAACUGCAGCUGCAGGUCGACGCCCACAACAUCCCCUUACCCAACAUCGAGGGUCUGAUCUUCCUCAACAUUCCCAGCUGGGGUUCAGGUGCUGAUCUUUGGGGGUCAGAGGUCGACAGUCGUUACGCGAAGCCGAGCAUCGAUGACGGACUGCUGGAGGUCGUCGGGGUCACUGGUGUCGUCCACAUGGGUAAGGUGCAGAGUGGUCUGUGCUCUGGGAUCCGUCUCGCUCAGGGUAACUACGUCCGUCUCAUGGUCAGUAAGUCCAUCCCUGUGCAGGUGGACGGUGAAGCGUGGAUCCAGCCGCCCGGACACGUCAUCAUCUCUGCUGCUGGACCUAAGGUGCGGAUGUUGAGGAAAUCCAAGCAGAAGCAGAAGAAAUCGUCCUCGGGCUAUAAAGAUGGACGCUCGGAGAGUCCGUCCUCCAGAGACGGCGGACAGUGAGCAGCGCCCCCUGCUGUUAACCUGCUUUAUCUUCUUCUUCUCUUUUAUUUUAUUAACGCUGAGGAAAACUUCAGCUGACGCACUGAUUCUGUUUUUAUUUGUUUGUCAACAACAACAACAACGCAAGUAAACAACGCAAAACUUUAAUAAAUAAACAAGCAUAAUUUGGAUGAUUUUACUGUAAAAGUCCAACGACAAAAAACUCACUUUUAUUAUUUUAAAAACGAAAAUAAUAAUCAAAGCAAGAAUGGUUGAAAAUUCCGAUGGUUGCCGUGGCCACGCCCCUUUGAAUCUGCGAUUAUCUUCCACCGAGUUUUGUUUUGGCUUUGUCGUAUCGGGUUUCACCUUUAGGGGGCGCUACUGAGCCAUUUUGCACCACUUUAUUUAUAAAGUGGCAUUAUUUUAUAAAAUUUCUCGCCCAUUCUGAUUAGCUUGUCAAAUCCAUGUGAUCUUUUUGGAAGAAAAACGUUUUAUGCCAGGAAUUCCGAUAUGUCGUCACAAUUCUGUCUCACAGAUGUUGUUGUUGUAAAAUAUGAAAACAAACUUGUCCUGCAGGCUAACUGCUAACGAUCAUGCUCACUGUGUUCAAAUGUUGUGUAUUUCUGAGAAAAGUUCGUACAAACACCGCCCUCUAGUGGUAAAUUUCGUGAGCAUAGCACUCAAAGUUCACAUGUCGUGACACAUCUGUGGAGGCGAGAUUUUCCUCUUUUGUUAAAAUCAUAAACUAAUAAAUCCGUUUUUAUUUUUCGUAACGUUGAUAUUCAACACUUUUUUCCGUUCUUCUUCAUUAUGUUAGCCACAUGCUAGCAUGCUAAAGUAUUAGCCGUUGGAUAGCAUUAGUGUUACCGCCCAUGUUGCUAUCACUCACAUAACAACUGGAAGCUAAACUUCGUAUUUAUUAUGUACGAUGUUCGUCUCCGUGGUAGCAGUUAGCGUAGAAUCUUAGCUGAACAGAAAGUGUCUCUGUUUUACCUCUCGUUGUUAAUAAAGUUGUUGUAAAAAAGGUUUAGCUGCAGCUAACGUUUACUUGAAAAUGUUAAAACGAGAUUUCUUAACGCAACGCGCGGAGCUAGCUAAGAAAACUAGCUCUGUUUAACAAGUAACACAAACUGGUAUUUUAGGCUAGUGGUUAUUCAACAAGCUAACACAUUUGUAAUCGUAACUAUCUGUUAGCAUAGCAUCAAGCUAUAUGUGCCUAAUAAGUAGCUUAAAAACAAGUAGCAUUACUAGCUUAAUGUGCCAAGUAGAUGGAUUGCAAACAUAACUGGAGGCUAACAAGCUAGCCGCUUUGCCAAAUUUAAUCAUGGAAAUUUGUUGCUACAGCUAGCUAAGCAUUUGGCCAAAAUAAAAUUGUUUAUUUUUAAUUAAAGAGCAAAACAAUUCUGUUGAAUAAAAUCAAAAGUUUGAACUUGAGGCAAAAAAACUUGCGUUAAAUUUGUGUCAAUGUUUUUAAAAUUUGUCCAAACGUAAAAAAAAAAGUCUUUAAAUUUAAAUUCAUUGGAUUUUUUUCUUUAGGACAGAAAAGCUUCGUCCACAUUCCCAGAGACGUGUCGUCGUGAGUUCGCACUUCUUUCUGAAGCCACGACAGUAUUUACGUUUGUUUUUAAACGAAAAAACGGAUUCACUUUGUUUUUGGUGCUAAAAAUGUUGGGGUUAUUUAAUCAGAUUACUGCAGCUGGAUUAUGUCUCCGUAUGAAUCUCAUUACUGUAGCUGAUUACUUCAUCUGGAUAAUCUGAUUAAUGUGAUUAUUGUUGAUGGUUAACCGGAUUAAUGCAGUUGAUUCUGUGACUAUGUACAUUUGAUUACUUCAUCUGGAUAAUCUGAUUAGUGCAGGAGUUUGUGGAUUUGAAUGAGCUGAGAUAUUUUUGCUGACUCAUCAGUGGCAUUAACUGUAGAGGAAACUGCUGAGUGUGUGUGUGUGUGUGUGUGUGUGUCUGUUGUCGGUCAGUUGUCUUUUUUUUUUCUUAAUAAGUUCACGUUUAUCAAAAACGCGAUAAAACCACAGAAUUGAACAAACUUCCUGCUUCUCUGUGUAGCCCCCUGGUGGCAGUGGUGUGGUAGAGAUGCUGUGUGUGUGUGUGUGUGUGUAGUGCUUUGUGUGCUAAGCUAACGUGCCUCAGUUCUGUUUCUACCUGAAGUUUUUAUUAAACAGAGUUUUUUUUUGUAUAUUUUUGAAACAGAAGCUGGUUUUAAUUUUAAUGUUUACGUUUUUUUUUCUUACAUUUUAUUGUAAAUUGCACUAAUUAUUUUCCCGUUGCUCUUAGAUGUGACGUUCAGGUUAUUAUUAAUGUUGUAAUAGUACGUAAACAUAAAUCUAUAUAUAUAUAUAAAUAUGUCUAAAUAUCAACAAACUUCUGUGUUUAUUCACAAUAAACUAAAGACAUCAAAGAAAUGACUUUUUCUAUUUU
Solea senegalensis (Senegalese sole) is the source of this 6048-nucleotide messenger RNA. RefSeq names its product diacylglycerol kinase theta-like. Bases 817 to 3639 code for a protein of 940 amino acids. Lineage: Eukaryota; Metazoa; Chordata; Actinopteri; Pleuronectiformes; Soleidae. Gene Ontology annotation, biological process: intracellular signal transduction; diacylglycerol metabolic process; lipid phosphorylation. Gene Ontology annotation, molecular function: ATP-dependent diacylglycerol kinase activity. The transcript is spliced from 22 exons. The record is from RefSeq and is a predicted model, not a curated record.